Messenger RNA from Galeopterus variegatus (Sunda flying lemur), 507 nucleotides. Its product is annotated as polycystin-2-like. NCBI's taxonomy places the organism in Eukaryota, Metazoa, Chordata, Mammalia, Dermoptera, Cynocephalidae. The transcript is spliced from 3 exons. Gene Ontology annotation, molecular function: calcium ion binding. The annotation marks the transcript as partial. The record is from RefSeq and is a predicted model, not a curated record.
GGCUACCAUAAAGCCUUGGUCAAAUUAAAACUGAAAAAAAAUACCGUGGAUGACAUUUCAGAGAGCCUGCGGCAAGCUGGGGGCAAGUUAAACUUUGACGAGCUUCGACAAGAUCUCAAAGGGAAGGGCCAUACUGAUGCAGAGAUUGAAGCAAUAUUCACAAAGUAUGACCAAGAUGGAGACCAAGAACUGACCGAACAUGAACAUCAGCAGAUGAGAGAUGACUUGGAAAAAGAGAGGGAGGACCUGGACUUGGAUCACAGCUCUUUACCACGUCCCAUGAGCAGUCGAAGUUUCCCACGAAGCCUGGAUGACUCUGAGGAGGAUGAUGAUGAAGACAGUGGACAUAGCUCCAGAAGGAGAGGAAGCAUCUCCAGUGGGGUUUCUUACGAAGAGUUUCAAGUGUGAGUAUAAGUGAAUUAACAGAGUUUGGGUUGACAAGAGUUCAAAUGGGGCCAAGCAAUUUCCCCCAUCUCUCUCAAUUUACUCCUUUCCAUUACUAUCCAU